Magnolia sinica is the source of this 1871-nucleotide messenger RNA. RefSeq names its product xylan glycosyltransferase MUCI21. The transcript has 3 exons. Lineage: Eukaryota; Viridiplantae; Streptophyta; Magnoliopsida; Magnoliales; Magnoliaceae. Gene Ontology annotation, molecular function: glycosyltransferase activity. The coding region runs from base 154 to 1707 and encodes 517 amino acids. The record is from RefSeq and is a predicted model, not a curated record.
AAAGGCUGUAGAGGAAGUAGCCGAGAAGCCAUUCUCACCCAAAACUCCCCUCCAUAUAAACCUCCGUCUCUCUCUUUCUUCUCCAAACAUUCCAUAAUCCACAGAGGAGAAGAUAAGAAGAACGUCCGGCAAUCGAACGGCUGCAAAGAAAGGAUGGUCCACCAUCACCACCGUUGCCAUCAGGCCCAAAAGGAAGAAGACCCAACAUCCCACACGGUCCUUGUUGUGGACUUCGGGAACGCCAGUUACAAGAGAACAAGGCCCAAACUCAUCCGUCUCCUCUUCUUCUUUUGCCUCUUCUCUUGCAGCCUCGUCUUCGCUCCUCGCCUCUUCAACUCCUACUCUUCUCUCCCUUUCUUCUAUUCUUUGGAAACACAGAGCUUGCAAGAAAAUGGAGUGUUCCUUGCUUCAGAAGAAAAGAGAAACGCCCCCAUCUGCUCUUCUAUCUCCCAUGGUGAAAUUUGCUGUGACAGAAGUGGUUUUCGCUCUGAUGUUUGUUUCAUGAAAGGCGAUGUUAGAACUCAUUCUCCAACAUCCUCCAUUUUCCUCUACUCUUCCAGUAACAAUGCAACCAUGAAUUCCCAAGAAGAAUCAGAAGAAAAGAUCGAACGGGUCAAGCCUUAUACUCGGAAAUGGGAGACGAGCAUCAUGGACACUAUUGAUGAGCUCCGUCUGAUAUCUAGAAAUGGUAAUGAAGGUGAUGAUCUUCAUUCUUGCCAAGUGAGUCACUCGGUUCCGGCGAUCUUCUUCUCUACUGGAGGAUACACUGGCAAUGUCUACCAUGAAUUCAAUGAUGGCAUCCUCCCUCUCUACAUCACUUCGAAGAAAUUCAAUCGGAAAGUGGUCUUCGUCAUGCUCGAGUACCACAAUUGGUGGAUUACCAAAUACGGCGACAUCCUUUCCCGUCUGUCUGACUACCCUCCGAUUGAUUUCACCCACGAUAAGACUGUCCAUUGCUUUCCCGAAGCGAUCGUCGGUCUCAGAAUCCACAACGAGCUUACCGUGGAUUCUUCACUGAUGCCUGACAACCAGACAAUUCAAGAUUUCCGCCAACUGCUCGAUGAGGCCUAUAAGCCGCGGAUCAGAGGAUUAAUCCAAGAAGAGGAAUCGCAAGCAAAAGAACCGUCCACCAAAGAAGAGGAGAGGAAGUUUGAGAAGAGGCCAAAGCUUGUGAUCCUAUCACGAAAUGGGUCGCGGGCGAUCAUUAACGAGAGGGAUGUGGUAGGAUUGGCAGAGGAGAUCGGGUUCCGAGUGGAAGUGCUCCAGCCCACACCUUCAACAGAGCUAGCGAAGAUUUACCGAGCACUUAACUCAUGUGAGGUGAUGGUUGGUGUCCACGGCGCUGCGAUGACACAUUUUCUAUUCAUGAGGCCUGGAUCGGUGUUUGUUCAAGUGGUCCCACUUGGGACUGAAUGGGCUGCUCAGACAUACUAUGGGGACCCAGCGAUGAAGCUCGGUCUGAAGUACAUUGGCUAUGGAAUAACUCCGAAGGAGAGUACAUUGUAUGGGGAAUACAAGAAGGAUGAUCCAGUGCUUAGAGAUCCAAGGAGCGUGAAUGCAAAGGGAUGGCAAUGGACGAAGAGAGUGUAUUUGGAUGGGCAGAACGUGAAGUUGGAUUUGAGGAGAUUUCGAAAGCGGUUGGUUCAGGCAUAUGAGCAUUCCAUUUUGAAAAGAGGAAGGUGGAGAGAUCGCCGUCAACAAUGGUAGUGGCAUACUACGUCCACUCACUUCGUUGCUGUUGAAUUCUUUGAGGAGAUUUCUUGUAAAUUCGUAAAUAGACUCUCUGCAGUUGGAGAAGAUAUUGAGAGAAUUGAAGAGAGGUAAUGUGUUGUUUGUGUAUAGAAGAAUUCAACAUUUUUUUGUUUUACUUU